AUAAACAUAUGAAAAGAGGUUGUGUUUUUACAUUGAACUUUAUAAAAACAUACAAAAAGCCAUGGCUAAUCCAAAUUUAACGGAUAUGACUGAAGAAGACGCGGCUGAUCUGCAGUUUCCUAAGGACUGCUCAUCGAGUAGAACAGAAAAAAUCGAGCAUGACGUUGAACUCGACGUGUCAGUCGUGAAGGAUGAAAUCAUUACUUCAGACCCAACAUGUCGCGUAUGCAAAUCUGCUUUGACGGAGCCUUAUAUUCGUUGCGCGGUGUGUAAUAACACGGAUCUGUGUCCCUUUUGUUUCUCCAGUGGAUCGGAAAUUGGUGAUCAUAAAAACAAUCAUGACUAUAUUAUCAUAAAGAACGAGUUUCCCCUGAUCCACGGAAGUGGUUGGACUGCUAAGCAAGAAUUAGAAUUUCUUGAUAUUUUGCAAGAGUGUGGUUUUGGAAAUUGGGAAGAUAUAUCAAAACGAAUACAAGAAAAGUCACCAGAAGAAUGUAAAAAUCAUUAUCUUCAAUAUUAUAUUGAUAAUCCCAGUUUACCUGGUUUGCCAAGAAUCAAAGAAACUGAAGCAAGUUUAUUUGGUUGUGAACCUAUACCUUAUUUAUUCAAAUUGCACGACUUGGAAGAACCACCACGUUUUGCAACUAACACUCUCAAUUGUAAACUUUUGGCAGGAUAUAAUGCAACAAGGUCAGAUUUUGAAGUCAAUUUUGACAAUCAUGCAGAAUUAUUAGUUUCUGAUUUGAAUUAUGAUGAAUUUGAUGCAAGUGAUGAUCAUUAUGAGUUGGGAAAAGCGCUGCACAUAGCUAUUGUGCAAUCCUAUAAUAAUAGAUUGAAAGAACGUAUGAGAAGAAGAAAGAUCAUACGAGAUCAUGGUUUGAUUGCAUUUAGAAAAACCAUGUCUUGGAUACAAAGAUAUGAAUGUACAGUAACUAGAACCCUUGCAGAGAGAUUGUUAAUUUUCAUGCAAUUAAUGGGUGGUAUAGAAUUUGACUAUUUUAUGGAAGGGCUACAUCGCAUAGGAAAACUUCAAAAUUAUUUGAAUAAACUCUUUGAAUUCCGUAAUAAUGGUCUAAAAUAUUUUCACAGUGUUGUAAUGUUCCAAAAAUUGAGCAAACUCAGACAAGAAAAUGAGAGGGAGAGAAAGCAAUAUUUAAAUAAUCCUGAGUACAGUUGGAAAUCUAUAUUGCCUGGUUGCAAUAUUAAUUCGACUAGUUCAAUGCCAAAUGUAAUCUCACAACGGAAAACAGCACCACCUCUUAUAAUAAAAGGUCUUCCUGGUUAUGAAAAACUUACACAGGCUGAAAGAGAACUUUGUUCAGUUACACGCAUAGUUCCUGCUAAUUAUGUUGAUUUUAAGCAACUUUUAAUAGGAGAAAACAAGAAGAAUGGUUACCUUAGAUUAGCACAAGCUAGGGUUUUGCUUAAAAUUGAUGUGAAUAAAACACGUAAAAUCUAUGAUUUUCUUACUGAAAAAGGAUACAUAAAUAAAUCACAUCAAUGA
Molecule: messenger RNA, 1504 nt
Organism: Dufourea novaeangliae
Lineage: Eukaryota; Metazoa; Arthropoda; Insecta; Hymenoptera; Halictidae
Gene: Ada2a
Product: DNA-directed RNA polymerase II 16 kDa polypeptide-like
Exons: 2
Coding region: 62-1504 (480 amino acids)
Biological process (GO): nuclear-transcribed mRNA catabolic process, deadenylation-dependent decay; mRNA export from nucleus in response to heat stress; regulation of transcription by RNA polymerase II
Cellular component (GO): nucleus; P-body; RNA polymerase II, core complex
Molecular function (GO): chromatin binding; transcription coactivator activity; translation initiation factor binding
Source: RefSeq, a predicted model, not a curated record